This is a messenger RNA of Phytomonas sp. EM1, 1021 nucleotides long. The record is from the annotation of a GenBank genome assembly. Lineage: Eukaryota; Euglenozoa; Kinetoplastea; Trypanosomatida; Trypanosomatidae.
GUCGGAUUCCCCCUAAAAACAAGAAUAAUUAUUUUAAUUGAAAUGCGCGGUGGACGAGGUGGUGGUGGUCGCGGCUUUGGCGGUCGUGGUGGUAGCCGAGGCCGUGGCGGUGGUCGCGGUGGUGGGCGCGGUGGAGGCCGGGGUGGGAGAGGUAGCGGCCCUAACAAAAGUAACGGGAAGCCAUCUAUCAAGGGAAAUGUAUUCCUUCCCCACGUCAGGUUUCAAGGCUGUUUCCUUCUAUCUGGUAAGGACACCCUCUCUACCCGUUCUCUUGUUCCCGGUGUGUCGAUCUACGGUGAGAAGCGCUUGAACGGGACUGUAGCGGGUGAGGCGGAGUCUCAAGAGUUUCGUGUGUGGAACCCAUACCGCUCUAAGUUGGCCUCCGCGAUUUAUGCUGGUGUGGAGCAUAUUUAUAUGGAACCUGGCUCUACGGUGCUUUACCUUGGAGCUGCGAGCGGCACCACCGUUAGCCAUGUUUCAGAUCUGGUAGGCCCUGAGGGUUUAGUCUACGCGGUGGAGUUUUCUCAUCGCAGCGGACGUGACCUAGAGGAGAUGACCAAGCGCCGAAAUAACAUCGUACCUAUUCUUGAAGACGCCCGGUACCCACAAAAGUACCGAAUGCUGAUUCCUCAUCUUGUGGACUGCAUUUUCAUGGAUGUUGCUCAACCUGAUCAGGCACGCAUCCUGGCCCUCAAUGCGCAGCACUUUUUGAAGGAAAAAGGGGGAUUCGUAAUUUCUAUAAAAGCAAACUGUAUUGACUCUACUGCUGAUCCUGCGACCGUUUUUGCAUCCGAAGUUCAGAAGCUCAAGACCUCAGGUCUUCGUCCGAAGGAGCAGGUUUCCCUAGAGCCUUUUGAAAGGGACCAUUGUGUUGUCACUGGCAUUUAUAAAAACCCACCACAACAUACGGAAUAACUAACCAUACUUCAUCAGAAUUAUUAAAUCAGAACAUUUAAUUUGAAGUAAUCGUAAACGUUUCUUAAUAAAUCUUUUUAAGCCCCUUUUCAUAUAGAUGCUUAUA